CCGCCCUGGGAAGCUAACCUAUCACUCAACACUUUAUCAGCUGGGCUCAUCUCAGGUGCCUAAUGCUACACCCCAACCAUUAUCCUGCCUAAUAUGGUUACAGUGUGUUUUCCAGCUGUCCUUUGGAUGCUUUUGUUCUACCCCAUGUUUUGGUCUCUGGUUUCUCCAGAUCCUGGGCUUCUGUCCCAAGGAAGGGCCCGCCUGCAACAGGCCCAAGAGUUGGCUCGACACCCCCACUAUGGUACUUGUUGGAUGGGGGCCUUGGGGCAGCUGGAUGUUGGGUGCAGGGAGCUUGACGAGGAGCAGCAGAGUCGUAUUGCGCUUGCAUUUGCCCAUUGCCAUCUACAGCGGUCUGGCAGGAGCUUUCCCCCCUGUGAGCCUACCAGCUGCAUCCGCGACUGCACACAGCACAUGGAUGCGGUAGCGUUUGGGGUCUACACAGAGUUCUUCACGCACGCUCAUAGUAUCUGUUAUUUUCUGCACAAUGAGGCCUGGCAGCAGCGAGCCGAAAAUACAAUACACAGGCUGACGUCCACUUCAGAGACGGUGGCCCACCAGCUGGAAUUCACGAACCAGCUGGCUGUGGAGACUGCCCGGGCCCAGAAUGCCACCUUGCGCUCUCAAGAGCAGAUUCUGCGGGACGGAGAGCUGCUACGGCGGACGCUGCAUGACUCCUCUCAAGGCGUCCGCCAGGCCUUCCAAGAGUUGCAGGAUUCCGCAGUUGAGCAGCGAGUGGCCUUUGCCGAAAUCUUCAACCGGGUGGCGUUCCUACACCGCUUCGUGGUGGGGGAGUCCAAUGCUCUCUACUCUGUCUUCUUCCACCUCUUGGGUGGGGCUGCCAGCCUGGUACUGACUUCUAGCCAACGAACUGCAGGAGCACGGUUCAUUUUGCUGAUCUUGGUGGGAGCUAGUGUUUACCUGGAACGUGUCAUCUGCAGCCUUCUCAUGGAUAACUCGGAGGGUGGCUACGACCUAACGGAGAGCAUCUCCUUCUGGGUGGGCCUGUCACGUCAAAGUUUUGCUGGUCUGGGCUUGGCUACAGUGAUAUAUUUUAUCUGGACCUACAAGGACCCAGCCCAACAGAGCCAGAAGGUGCUACAAAGUCUACAGGAGACACAGGUGGAGAUUCAGCAACUGUUGCAAAAAACAGAGUAUCUGCUGGCUAAACCAGAUCUCCUGCUUCAAGACCCUGAGCUCAGCGUAGACAAUGAGGUAUUUUUUGACUCAGGGUUCCCAGAGUCGCUGUCCUACUUGAGAGAACGGGAAGCAAAGGAACACUGGGCUGGCAAGCAGAAAACAGAAGAGGUAAGGACUAGCAGCCCCAAGCAGACAGGACGCGUCCCUUCCCGCGUGAGUUGCUCCCCAUCCCGCCGACGCAGUCAAACCAGGCGUGCUGCUGCCCAGCAGUUGACAAUCCCUGUACCUCUGGAGGGGCCUCUGCAGUACAACCUUAGGAGUCGGCGGUCUCUGGGAUCUCUUUGCCCUCCAAUCAAUCAUUAAAGCUCUACUUGCUCAGCCUCAGAUGCAAGUGAAGACGUCAGAGAUGUCAUCUCAACGUGCACCUGUGCAGCUAAAGGGGAAAUCUGUUUUGGCAGCAUUUCCAGCUCAGUAACUUGGGCGUCUGGCUCACAGGCAGAGCAGAAAUAAUUCUUAAGUUCCUAUAAGGGAGCAAGUGGGGAAUUAGGACUCAAGGGUUCAGAAAAGGAUGUUCUUUUGGCUGGUGUGAGUGUUUCUCUGGAAUGUUAUCUGGAACUGUGACGAAUGCAUUAAGAGGUGAGGUGCAUUUCCCUGGUCUUUAUGCAAUCCCAAGAGUGCUAAUCUCCAUAAGAUACUAAGCUACCUGAAACAGGCAGUGGCUGACAUGAGGAAAUUACUCAAAAGUCUUUGCAUUGGAAUUAAAGGACAAAUUAGGCUAUGCCUAACUUCUUCCAUUUAAUCAAUGGGACUGCUUUGAGUGAUUUUCCGAUUUUCCUCAUGUCAGCCACAGUGUUCCCUCUAACAGGGAUUCCCAGAUGUUGCUGACUACAAUUCCCAGAAUCCCCAGCUGCAAUGGCUUUUGCUUGGGGACUAUGGGAGUUGUAGCCAACAUCAUCUGGGAAUCCCUGUUAGAGGGAACACUGGUCAGCCUGACUUCUGACUUCAGAACACUGGUCAGUUUGACUUCAGCAUUAUGCUCUAGAGCAGUGGUGACUGGUAGAGGUAGAUGUUGUGGGGGGGCAGUAAACGAGUCUCAGCUGAGGCUCAUUCUCAGUCCUCUCACCCCAUUUUGAUUGCCUCAUUCUCCCUGCUGUACCCAGGCGUGGCUGGUGGUUCACCAGGUUGGAAAACAGGGCAAAUGACCAGCUGGUAAGCAAGGAGUUAAUGCUAUGGCUGAUGGCUAGCAAGGCAGCUGGGGUGGGUCUGUCUGUACUGGCCACCGCCACUGCUCUGUGGUCUAGAUGUAUCCCUUUUCUCAUAUGUUUGUUUCCCCAGCUAAACCGGAUUUCUCUCUCCCCCCUUUUUUUAAAAUGGCUGGCUGCAAGGUUAUUCAAGGGAAAGUAGUAGCAGCAAGUAUUCUCCCCUACCAUUUCCAAUCUAAUGUGGAAGCCAUUUCCUCCAAAUCCUCCACAUCAUACUUCCUGCUCUAGUGUGGAGCUUUAACUGGUAGCAUUGGUGUAUCCCCCUGAGCUGCUAUUUCAGUUAGGGACCUCCAGACUUUUACCUGCGUUAUCUACCCAUUGGAGUCAGCACAGCUCUUCUAUCUCAAUUCAAGGAGACUGUUAAAUGGAAAGGCGGCUUGUGUAUGAUUGCAAUGAAGCUUUGUGUAUCUUGAGUAAACCAGCUGCAGCAUUUAGGAUCCACAUCCGAGACGAGAGUACCUCAAUGACGCUUUUAUUAACAUGUUCUGUCUAGUUUUAAUUUGCUAAUAAAGUUUCUUAUAGAAACA
This is a messenger RNA of Hemicordylus capensis (graceful crag lizard), 2926 nucleotides long. RefSeq lists its product as uncharacterized. Lineage: Eukaryota; Metazoa; Chordata; Lepidosauria; Squamata; Cordylidae. Bases 94 to 1500 code for a protein of 468 amino acids. The record is from RefSeq and is a predicted model, not a curated record. The transcript has 9 exons.